Molecule: messenger RNA, 891 nt
Organism: Acanthosepion pharaonis
Lineage: Eukaryota; Metazoa; Mollusca; Cephalopoda; Sepiida; Sepiidae
Source: the annotation of a GenBank genome assembly
AUGAAAAGCGACUUUAAGGACUUCUAUCUUCGCUUGUUUCUAUUUUCCUUUGUUUCCUUUCUUUCUUUCUUUCUUUCUUUCUUUCUUCCCGUCCUUUCCUUCCUUCUUUCUUUCUCUUUUCUUUCUUUCUUUCUUUCUAUCUAUCUAUCUAUCUAUCUAUCUAUCUAUCUAUCUAUCUACAUAAUUCUGUUUCUUUCUUUCUUUCUAUCUAUCUAUCUAUCUAUCUAUCUAUCUAUCUAUCUUUCUUUCUAUCUAUCUAUCUAUCUUCUUUCUUUCUAUCUAUAUCUAUCUAUCUAUAAUUCUGUUUCUUUUCUUUCUAUCUAUCUAUCUAUCAUCUAUCUAUAUAGUUCUGUUUCUUUCUUUCUUUCUAUCUAUCUAUCUUUCUAUCUAUCUAUCUACAUAAUUCUGUUUCUUUCUUUCUAUCUAUCUAUCUAUCUAUCUAUCUAUCUAUCUAUCUAUCUACAUAUUCUGUUUCUUUCUUUCUUUCUAUCUAUCUAUCUAUCUAUCUACAUAAUUCUGUUUUCCUUCGUUCUUUCUUUUCUUUCUUUCUAUCUAUCUAUCUACAUAUUCUGUUUCUUUCUAUUUAUCUAUCUAUCAUAUCUCUCUAUCUAUCUGUUUCUGUUUCUUUCUUUCUAUCUUCUUUAUCUAUCUAUCUAUCUACAUAAUUCUGUUUCUUUCUUUCUUUCUUUCUUCUAUCUAUCUAUCUAUCUACAUAAUUCUGUUUCUUUCUUUCUUUCUUUCUUUAUUUCUAUCUACAUAAUUCUGUUUCUUUCUUUCUUCUCACCCUUUCUUUCUUUCUUUUCUUCCUUUCUCUCUUCCUUUCUUUCUUCUCUUCCUUCCUUUGUUUGUUUGUUUGUUUCUUUCCUUCUUUUUCUCACUGAAACCAAGUAG